AUGACUGACGAUAACAGUGACGAUGACGGUGACGAUGAUGAUGACGAUGAUGAUGAUGAUGACGAUGCUGAUGAUUCGUCUCAUGUCAAGAUCAUUCCAGACAUUGUCAAUGAUGAUAACAAUGAUAAUGACGAUGAUGAUGACAAUGACGAUGACGAUGUAGAUGUUGAUGACGAUGACGAUGACGAUGAUGGUAACGACGUCGAUAAUGAUGACGAUGAUGAUGAUGAUGACGAUGAAGAAGAUUAUGAUGAUGAUGAUGACGAAGACGAAGAUGGUAAUUAUGAAUAUGACGGUGAUGAUGACAUUGAUGAUGACGAUGACGAUGACGAUGUUGAUGACGAUGACGAAUUGUCAUUUUGA
Messenger RNA from Parnassius apollo (apollo), 363 nucleotides. The record is from the annotation of a GenBank genome assembly. Lineage: Eukaryota; Metazoa; Arthropoda; Insecta; Lepidoptera; Papilionidae.